AUGCGCCAUAGACCAUAUAUCCUCCGGUUUGCAUCCACGGCACCUACAUCGGACGAUACUGUGGAUGAUGAGAAUCUCGCCGAGAAAAUCAAAGUCUUUGGUACCUAUAUCCCUGUACUAUCCGAGAACCCUUUGCAGCAGGGUACCUCGCACAUCCUACGGAGGACUGUCCCACCACACAUCACCCGCCCUGCAUAUGCACACCCAAACUAUAGAGCCCACAAACCUCCGCCAUAUCGCGGGGACGGUCUAAUAGAGCUUGGUACGGACGAUGAGUCGAGAGCCAGGAGGGCAGGCGCUUUGGCUGCCAUGGCCUUGCAAAAAGCUCAAUCCCUUGUGAAACCCGGGGUCACAUCAGAAGAAAUAGACAAUGAAAUCCAUGAUUUUAUAGUGUCACAUGGCGCAUACCCUUCACCACUUAACUAUCCAUCGCCCGAAGGAUCGUAUCCCAAAAGCACAUGCACCAGUAUUAACAACUGCAUAAUACAUGGUAUUCCUGAUACCCGGGCGCUAGAAGAUGGCGAUCUCCUUAACAUUGAUAUCACAGUAUAUCUCGAUGGGUUUCAUGGGGAUACAUCAAAUACAUUUCUAGUUGGGGAUGUGGCGAGUAUCACCCAAUUAUCCUCGAAACGAUGUUUUAAUCUGACGCCUCUUCAGGACCAACAAGGACAGUACCUGACCCGACUUGCCGGACAGGCCCUCGACGCUGGAAUCUCAAUCUGCCGGCCAGGUGCAUAUUUUAAAGAUAUAGGGAAUGUGAUACAGAAUGUUGUCAGACAAGCUGAAGAAAAAACCGGCGACCCCUACGUCGUUUCCCCGCAUUUUACUGGUCAUGGUAUUGGUAGAGACUUUCAUAGGCCACCGUGGAUUGUCCAUACAGUGAAUGAAGAACCUGGAAUAAUGAAACCUGGUCACUGCUUCACUAUUGAGCCUGCUAUCAUCCAAGGCAAGGACCCUGACUGGUGGAUACUCCCUGAUGGGUGGACCAUAUUAUCGGAAAGCUAUGCUAGAGCAGCGCAGGCUGAGCACACGAUUCUCAUUACAGAAACUGGGGCUGACAUUCUAACAAAUAGAGAAACAGCGAAAGCGACAUUCGAUAAAUAUAAACCAUGA
Molecule: messenger RNA, 1113 nt
Organism: Rhizoctonia solani
Lineage: Eukaryota; Fungi; Basidiomycota; Agaricomycetes; Cantharellales; Ceratobasidiaceae
Product: Metallopeptidase family M24
Exons: 8
Coding region: 1-1113 (370 amino acids)
Biological process (GO): proteolysis
Molecular function (GO): metalloaminopeptidase activity
Source: RefSeq, a predicted model, not a curated record